Messenger RNA from Tricharina praecox, 1751 nucleotides. Its product is annotated as O-methyltransferase-domain-containing protein. Lineage: Eukaryota; Fungi; Ascomycota; Pezizomycetes; Pezizales; Pyronemataceae. Gene Ontology annotation, molecular function: O-methyltransferase activity. Bases 1 to 1344 code for a protein of 447 amino acids. The transcript has 4 exons. The record is from RefSeq and is a predicted model, not a curated record.
AUGGCGACUUCAACUCCUCCCCCCUCCAUCCUCCAGCUCGCCACGGAUAUAUUGGCCCAUGCGAAAACCAUCCACCAGCACCUCGAGUCCAACGGCAUUCCGCAGCCCGGAUUCGACCGCGAUUCUCCCCUCCACUUUCCCUCGGAUGCCGAAAUCCAAGGUUCGCGUAUGGCCUUGAUCGAGGCCGCAAAAGCAAUCUACGACCUUGCCGUCGGGCCAACCAACGGCAUAACCUGGAGCUCUCUCACGAGUAAAUUCGAGACCGUAGUCCUCCGCGCAAUCACCACCUACAACCUCGCAGAAGCGGUACCGCUGCACGGCGAAGCCUCGUUCGCACAGAUCGCGGCGGCAUCGAACCUGCACGAAGACUUUGUGACGCGCAUAAUCCGGUACGCGACGACAUCACACAUCUUCAAGGAGUCGCGGCCGGGCUGGGUGAUCCAUACGGCGGCGUCGCGGGCGAUCCUCGAGGACCAUCUGCUGCGCUCGUUCCUGGCGAUCAACGCCGACGAGGGACUUUCCGCCGCCGCAAAGAUCAACGAGGCGAACGAUAAGUAUGGGCAUACUGGCAGCAGGUAUGAGACGGCGUUCUGCGUGGCGAAUGGUCUGGAAGGAGAGGAUAUGUUUGGUUUCAUGGAGAGGCCCGAUCAGCAGUGGAGGAAGAAGAGGUUCGCCGAGUGCAUGCAGUACCGCGCCAAGAACGAGGAGUCGACGAGCGCGGUCAACAAGGAGUGCGAUCCGUUGCUGAAUGGAAGCUUCGAUUGGGAUGCGAUUGGUGAGGGGCUUGUGGUCGACAUAGGAGGAGGCCUGGGACACAUCUGUGCGUCUAUCGCGCGAAACCACCCGAAGCCUCGGUUCCUGGUCCAGGAUCUCGCAUCGGUGGUGUCACAAGGCAAAACCUCAAUCGAGUCCGAAGAGGAGUCCGUCAAGAGUCGCAUCUCUUUCAUAGAGAGCGACUUCUGGAGCCCGCAAACCGUCGAGGCUGAUGUUUACUUCAUGCGAUUGGUCAUGCACGACUGGUCGGAUGAGGGCUGCGCUAAGAUCCUGAAAAACAUCAUCCCUAAGAUGAAGCCGAACAGCAGGAUAGUCAUUGUUGACGCCAUCCUUGCCGAAGCGAAUACCAUUCCGAAGCUGUUUGAGAAGCUGCAGAGGACGUUGGAUCUGUCGAUGAUGAUGCUUGUGGGCGGUAAAGAGAGGACUGGACAGGACUGGGAGCUGCUGAUGCGUAAGGCGGAUCCGCGGCUGAGAAUCGUCAAGAUGUCUCUGCCGCCCGGUAGUCAGUUUGGGCUCAUUGAAGUGGCAUUGGACCGACGGUCGGCUCCAUUCCUUUCGGGCAAACUGUAGGUUCGAAUUUGAAUGCAACGAAUUUCGUUCCUGUGCAGUGACCUUGAUCGAAUUCAUCGGCGGUGAACGGUGGUGUCAACCUGGAGGGGCCGUGACAUGUGACUCGUAAAAAAGAAAGAGCACGAACUUUAGAUCGAUAGAGAUGAUAGCAAGCGAUUGAUACUAGGAAGAUGGUAUGAACCGUAUCGGCUCCGUGCUGUCGGAACUUGAACUCUAGCAUGGCUGUGCACUCGGCGUAGUGGAGGUAUACCGAGCAGCCUGCAGGCGCUGCCCUUUGCCGAAUCAGCUACUCGCAUCUAUUCGCAGCCCAAACAUCACUCGGUUCCACCUACACGAGUGAGCUUCCGUGCCACAUCCAUCUCGAUUCCCGCCGCUCCCAUUGAUUGUAGGAAACAAAACCGGCACAU